Molecule: messenger RNA, 512 nt
Organism: Dentiscutata heterogama
Lineage: Eukaryota; Fungi; Glomeromycota; Glomeromycetes; Diversisporales; Gigasporaceae
Source: the annotation of a GenBank genome assembly
ACUAUGCACCUGAUCCAGGACCUCAUAAAACAGGAUGUGCUAGGACUGAAGGGUAUUAUAAAAUACCACCAGAAGAAAAACGUAAAUACGUUACAUAUGGAAUCGCCGGUACACCAUAUGCAAAUGCCACAGCUCCAGCGCCUAGUCCACGUGAAUCAAGAGCAAAACGACGGGAAUUACAUGCAAGGAUGGCCACAGCAUCGGAAGAUUAUCUUCAAUUCAAUCCGUUAAAAUCACGAGAAAGAGAACUUACAAUAGCAAAAUCAUCGAUACAUCAUUAUGGACUUUUCACUUUGGAAAAAAUAAAGUGUGGAGAAUUUGUGAUCGAAUAUACAGGAGAAUUAAUUAGACAGGCAGUUGCAGAUUUGAGAGAAAGAAAAUAUAAAGCAGAAGGGAUUGAUGGAAGUUAUAUGUUUAGAGUUGGAGAUGAUACAAUAAUCGACGCCACCAGAAUGGGAAAUAAUGCUAGGUUAAUAAAUCAUUCCUGUGAGUUUAUCAUGGGCGUUAUAUAA